Messenger RNA from Exophiala mesophila, 1865 nucleotides. RefSeq lists its product as uncharacterized. Lineage: Eukaryota; Fungi; Ascomycota; Eurotiomycetes; Chaetothyriales; Herpotrichiellaceae. The transcript has 3 exons. The coding region runs from base 222 to 1388 and encodes 388 amino acids. The record is from RefSeq and is a predicted model, not a curated record.
ACCACCUCCAGAGUCAAUACAUUCCUCACCAUUUGAAUUCACGGAUCUCAUUGGCAUCCCAGCGCACAUACCACACACCCACCCGGUUCCAGUGCUCCACAGCGUCUGCCACACACUGUAUCCCCCACCAUAGGGCUGAAAGUGGGCGCCCUCCGAUCUCCAACCGUUUCUGGGCGUCGUGUAGGAGAAGCUCGCCCACGACGAAUUGAACAAUAGUCACAAUGCCGUACUCACGCCGCUCAUCAACCUCAGAGCAUGAAUAUUACCUUAUGCCGGUGCGCUCUGGAGGAGGUGGGAGUGAUUAUGGACGGUCACGCGGAGAGCCCGCUGUGGUCAAUAAUUAUUUAGGUGUGCCUCAGACUCGUCCGCGGGCCUCCAGCACAGGCGCCGGCCCCGCACCCACCAUUGUCAACAUCGGCACGGCCCCAAGCGUUCACUCGCGCUCCCGUAGCCGCAGUCGUCAUCGUCAUCGCAGUAGAUCACGAUCUUCAAGCAGAAGUUCGAGCGACCACUCACGCUCACGUUCUCACCGUGGUCGUCGAUACAGCAAGAAUUAUGCCGUCACCGAAGCCGAUGUCCCAUAUGAGUUGCGCAAGGAGAUCGACUAUGCUCGCCUCCAACGCAAGGAGGAAGAGGAGAGGCGUCUGCAAGAACGAAUCAGGAAGGACCGUGAGGAAGCCAAGAAACGAUGGCAAUACGAAGAAGAGCUCGAGGCUGAGCGCAAGAAAAAAGAACGCGACGACGCCAGAAAGAAAUGGCAACAUGAGGAAGAGUUAGCGGCUGAGCGGAAAAAGAAGGAACGCGAGGCGAUCUUGCUCGAAGCCAAGAUUGAGGAAGAGAGGAAGAAAAAGGAGGCGCAGGAACUACGAGAACGAGUUCUGCGAGAAGAGGCAGAGAGAAAGAAGAAAGAGGAAGAAAAGAAGAAGGCCGAAGAUGCCGAAUUCGAGCGAAAGGUCAAGGAGAAAUUCAUGAAUGCUGGUUACAGCGCCGACUAUGUGGAUGAGGUGCUUCACAAAAAGAAGAAAGAGAAGACGACACUGGCCAUCGAUCUUCACCGACCGACCUAUAUCAAAGUCAACCGAAAGUAUUUACAUCCUGACACUCUGGAUGCAUAUGGUCUGCCUUGGCAAUGGGAUGGGGCUGACAGCGAAUUCAUCAUCAUCAAGAAAUACAUUGACGACAGUCUCCAGGACGAGCUUUUCGAGCAUACGCGCCGAUUAACACAACGAAAACUCAUCACGGGCCCGUAUGUUAAGGAGACCAAGACCAUCACAACGUUGACGCCCAAUGAUCGCUACGUCAAGAAAGGUGACAAGAUGUACGUGGUCCGAGAAAAGAGCCAGACGCGAAGCAAGAGCCCGUCGCGAAGAAGCUGGAUGUUCACGUGAAUGAAACGAGAUAAAUGAUCAAGACAUGGAAAACAUUGAUGAUGGCGAAAACCAUGUAGCAAGUGCAACAUCAGAAGAACGCCUUGCCCGAGAAAUGCUGGAUCUCAAGCGACGCUCCUAACGGAAACCCUGGAUGCUUCAUUCUUGGUGACAUACCAUCGCACGCCCCACAGAUGAUUAAACGGAUGAGGAGUCAUGGAACGAGCUGAUACCAAUAGCGAGCACAAUCUAGAAGGGACGUUAAGAUGUGACUGAAAGGUUGAUUCAAGAAUGGUCACAGGGGAUGUAGCUUGCCAGGCUCAUACCUCAGAUAGGAGCAAACCAACAGACGAAACGACAUGACGGAGCAACUGGGGAGUAUUACUUUUUGUCAAACCGUCUCUCGCGACUUUACUUGGACUCGCAUCGCAGCUCCAUUUAAUCAAUCCUGUAUGACAACUCAUUGGCUUUUAUCUACUACAACAUGUGAGACAAUCA